UUGUAUUAUAAAAUGUUGCUAUUCUAAUCACUGUAUUUCUUCUGGUUCAAAUGUGGCGCACUUUUGAAUAGGCGCUAUGAUCAAAUGGCGCUUCGAUCGAUCGACGUAAUAAGUUUUCUUUUCUCAAGCGCUAGGUGGCUCUUCAUUCAGAGGUAAGAUGGAGUAUUAUCAAAUGUUUGAUCCUUCGUCUUGUAUUACAUGUAUUUUAUUAAUAAGUGGUUGAUGGCGUUUAUAACUGUGAAAGAAAAACGAUAGUGAUUAUUGUCGUUAGUUUAUUGCCACCAUAAGUUAUGGCUUUUUCUUCUAUAUUCAAUUAUUAUAUCAGUACUUUCUUACAAGUGGAACGAAGUUUACCGCUUUAACAAACUUUUCAAUUAUGGUUUAUGAUUACGUAGCCUUCCAUAGGGAGAAAGGUAUACAUAAUAAGUGUUGCGGUGGAAAGUUUUGGUGUAUCAAGGAUAUUUGCGGAAUUAUAUGCGCGGUUCUAACAUGGUUGCUAAUCAUUUAUGCGGAAUUCGUAGUUAUGGCUGUUAUUCUUAUUCCUUCUAUAAAUACUUUAUAUUCAGGCCUAAAUAUGGCAGUGUUUCAAUCUUUAGCAUUUUUGGCAUUUGCUUCUCAUUUAAGGACAAUGUUUACAGAUCCAGGUGCCGUACCAAAGGGUAAUGCAACGAAAAAGAUGAUACAACAAAUGGGAUUCCAAGAAGGUCAGGUUAUUUUUAAAUGUCCAAAGUGUUGUUCUAUAAAGCCGGAUAGAGCUCAUCAUUGUUCUGUUUGUCAAAGAUGUAUUAGAAAAAUGGAUCAUCAUUGUCCAUGGGUCAACAACUGUGUCGGUGAAAAUAAUCAAAAAUAUUUUGUAUUGUUUACCUUUUACAUAGCAGGUAUAUCACUGCAGUCUCUUCUUUUGUGUAUACAACAAUUUACAACAUGUGUAAGGCAAGAAUGGAGAGAAUGUUCGACAUUUAGUCCUCCCGCCACUGUCGUUCUUUUAUUAUUUUUAGCAUUUGAAGCACUUUUAUUUGCCAUUUUUACAGCCGUAAUGUUGGGAUCGCAGCUGCAAGCUAUUUGGAAUGAUGAAACUGGUAUAGAACAACUUAAAAAAGAGGAAGCACGAUGGGUUCGCAAUAGCAGAUGGAAAUCCAUUCAGGCCGUUUUUGGCAGAUUUUCUAUUGCUUGGUUUUCUCCUUUUACUUCGCCUCCAAAUACAAAAAAGAAAUUAGAUGCCUACUUAUACACCGUGUAAAUGGGAUAUAUGACCGUGACACAAAUAUUUAAUACAUGUAAAUACAUAUAAGGUAAAUAUGACACACAUAUGAUUGUAUCGAAUAUGUGCUGGUGUAUCCGCGCAUAAUAUCAUUUCUCUUUCUCUCUCUUUCAAUAUAUAUAUAUAUAUAUUGAAAAAACUUCAAUGUGUGCAUAUAUAGAUAUAUAACGUGUAAAUGCAUAUGUAUUGUGUAUGCACUAGCAGAAAAUGUAAUAAUAUUGUUUUCCAAAAUAUCAUAUAUACAAGUGACAAUGGAAAAUACAUAUUAACGAUAACAUUCCUUCAGAAAAAUACUAACUAUCCGACAAAUAUUUUAAAAUAACCUUUCCAGAAACAAUUUCGUUGGAGAACAAUUGAACUGCGGUCUGUGGAUUAGUUAAUAUGUUAUAAUUUUUCAAAUUUUAUGCAGUUUUUGUUAUAGUUUUAUUAUUUAAAGAAAAGCAAUGAAAGGAUUAACUCUGAUAAAAAGUGUAGUAACUAUUAUAUACAUAUAUAUAUAUAAUAAGUACUAUAAAUAGAAUAUAUAUAUAUAUAUAUAAAAGUACUUAAGAAGCAUAAUUUUUAAAUAUUUACAUUUUAAAUAUUUAUCAAAUUGACAUUUAUUUAUUGAGCAUUUGACUUCGACUUUUAUAUACGUACACAUUAUAUUUUCGUGCACUUAUUGAUUUAAGCGCAGAUGAAAGUAUUUUAAGAAAAUUAUAUGAGAUUGCACGUGUUUGAGUACACGAUCUAUUAUGUAGGUAAUUAUUUGAGAAGAACAAAAUAUUUAUAAAUAAUUUAAUAUUAUUUUUGUUAUAUAUUAUUUGAAAUAAUAAUUUAACAUGCCUCCUUUAAUGAGACUUUUUCUAAUGAAAGUAAGAGUUUCACACUUUAUGAAAAUGGAUAAGAAGAACUACUAAACCUACACAAAAUAAAAUGAAACUUUUUCUUCUUCUUUUAUCUAUCCAAUGCUAGACAUUCUUAUGUAUACUACAUAUAUCGAUGAAAAUGUUCGAUCUUUACGAAUGAAUAAUAUAUUUAAAUAUA
Molecule: messenger RNA, 2287 nt
Organism: Polistes dominula (European paper wasp)
Lineage: Eukaryota; Metazoa; Arthropoda; Insecta; Hymenoptera; Vespidae
Product: palmitoyltransferase ZDHHC3
Molecular function (GO): palmitoyltransferase activity
Source: RefSeq, a predicted model, not a curated record